AUGUUUGGCUUCUUAACUUCUCUUGUUUCUGGCUAUGAAGAGCUGAAAGGAGGAGCUCAAGUACCUAUGGAAACUCAGGUGUUGCGUAAAAUGAUGAGGCUAAUCUCUGCAGGAGAAAUUAAAAGUCUUAGAGUGCUUCCAAGGGCUGUGUUACUCUGUGAAGUGGCCUGUCAGAUGAAGUUCAGUUUACUGCCAGAAUUUCAGAGGCAGGAGAACAUGAAUUCCCAUCAAAAAAGCAUGCAGCUCUAUGACACACCCUAUGAACCAGGAGGCAGUGGUGUGGAAUCGGAUUCUGAAAGUGUGGUGAGUCAGCGUUUACGAGAAAGCAAGUUGCCACAGGAUGAUGACAGGCCCGCGGAUGAGUAUGAUCAGCCGUGGGAAUGGAGCAAAGUCACCAUCCCAGCCCUGACAGCCCAGUUUAAUGGAGGUGAGAAAUGGCAGGCAUCUCCUUCUCCCUCAAAUGACCGACGCAGGCAGUUACGAGCACCCGGAGGAAGCUUUAAACCCGUCAAACAUGGCAGUCCAGAAUUUUGUGGAAUCCUUGGAGAGAGAAUAGAUCCAACUAUUCCACUGGAAAGACAGAUAUGGUAUCAUGGAGCAAUCAGUCGGACAGAUGCAGAAAAUCUGUUACGUUUAUGUAAAGAGUGUAGCUACCUUGUAAGAAAUAGUCAAACAAGCAAGCACGACUAUUCUCUUUCACUGAAGUAAGUACCUGUCAAUAAAACAUAUAAAUGUAAUUUUUAAGCCAUAACUUUUGUGCUGCAAGAAGAGAAAAUGAGCCAGUCUGUUGCACCAGUUCAGUUCAGUAAAGCACCUAGAGGAUUCGAGACUGGCCUGCAUGAUGUAUAGUGAUAAUCCCUGAUUUGGGAUCUGAUAAGAGAUUUUCAGUCUUCCUUUGGGGCUCAUUUAACAAA
Messenger RNA from Struthio camelus australis, 914 nucleotides. The record is from RefSeq and is a predicted model, not a curated record. Lineage: Eukaryota; Metazoa; Chordata; Aves; Struthioniformes; Struthionidae.